AUGACUGUCGGAAUCAACACCCUGGCUGUCGCCGCCCUCGCUUCUUAUGCCUGCGGCGCUCCCCUCGAGGUUCAACCUCGCGUCGCUUGCGCUUCUGGCCUCUACAUGAUUGUCGCCAGAGGUUCUAAUGAAGCCGCCGGAGAGGGCAAGCCAGGCGCCGUCGCUGAUGGCGUUGUUAGCCGUCUUCCUGGCUCCGUGAGCGUCGCCGUCGACUAUCCCGCCAGCAUUGUUGGUGGUGAUCUUUACCCUGAAUCUGUCACCAAGGGUAUCAACGACGCCAAGAAGAAGGUUGUCGACUAUGUCGCUGCCUGUGGUGACAAGAGCCGCAUCGUCCUCAUUGGAUAUAGCCAGGGCGGAAACGUUAUGACCGAUCUCUUGGCUGGUGGUGUCGCCAAGCCCGAUCCCCUCGACUCGAGCUACCGCAAAUACAUCCACGGUGUCGUUACCUUUGGUGACCCUACCUUUGUUGCCAACCAGACCUACGACUACGGCAGCAACGCCAACGGCAAGAAUGGCAUCUUCACUCGAGCCAACAACGCUGAUGGCAUGGCUCUUCUCGACGCUUACUCGGAUGUCAUGGCCAGCUACUGCGACAAGGGUGACCCCUUCUGCGCCAGCGGCAUCCACGAGUCUGUUCACAGCAACGAGGUGCCUAACCACAAGGACGCUGCUGUUGACUUUAUUGUUGCUCAUGCGUAA
This is a messenger RNA of [Torrubiella] hemipterigena, 699 nucleotides long. Lineage: Eukaryota; Fungi; Ascomycota; Sordariomycetes; Hypocreales; Clavicipitaceae. The record is from the annotation of a GenBank genome assembly.